AUGACCGUGAGGAUGCUACAGAUCGUACAGAAGUGCCGCCUGUUGCCAUGGAAACCUGUCAACCUCGAUGACGUCAGCAGCGAAACCUCAGAGCCUCCAGACGAGUACUAUCUGACAAUCGCGAGAGAAAACCAGGAGCAGAUACCAGCAGAGAUCCAGCCUUCUGCCUACGCCCCAGACCAGGUGUUCAAAGUGUACUCAGAGCUGUCUCAGGUCAGUAAGAACCUGACUCACUCCAGGUUUGAAUUGACGGAGGAUCGAGACCAGGCAGACGUCCUCUGGGCCUACGGACACAUCAAAGACUACAGGUACCAGGGACUACAGCGCCUACGGACACAUCAAAGACUACAGGUACCAGGGACUACAGGGCCUACGGACACAUCAAAGACUACAGGUACCAGGGACUACAGGUACUACAGGGCCUACGGACACAUCAAAGACUACAGGUACCAGGGACUACAGGGCCUACGGACACAUCAAAGACUACAGGUACCAGGGACUACAGGGCCUACGGACACAUCAAAGACUACAGGUACCAGGGACUACAGGGCCUACGGACACAUCAAAGACUACAGGUACCAGGGACUACAGGGCCUACGGACACAUCAAAGACUACAGGUACCAGGGACUACAGGGCCUACGGACACAUCAAAGACUACAGGUACCAGGUACUACAGGGCCUACGGACACAUCAGAGACUACAGGUACCAGGGACUACAGGGCCUACGGACACAUCAAAGACUACAGGUACCAGGUACUACAGGGCCUACGGACACAUCAGAGACUACAGGUACCAGGGACUACAGGGCCUACGGACACAUCAAAGACUACAGGUACCAGGGACUACAGGUACUACAGGGCCUAUGGACACAUCAAAGACUACAGGUACCAGGGACUACAGGUACUACAGGGCCUACAGACACAUCAAAGACUACAGGUACCAGGGACUACAGGUACUACAGGGCCUAUGGACACAUCAAAGACUACAGGUACCAGGGACUACAGGUACUACAGGGCCUACGGACACAUCAAAGACUUCAGGUACCAGGGACUACAGGUACUACAGGGCCUAUGGACACAUCAAAGACUACAGGUACCAGGGACUACAGGUACUACAGGGCCUACAGACACAUCAAAGACUACAGGUACUACAGGGCCUACGGACAAAUCAAAGACUACAGGGACUACGGACACCUCAAAGACUACGGACACCUCAAAGACUACGGACACAUCAAAGACUACAGGUACCAGGGACUACGGACACCUCAAAGACUACAGGUACCAGGGACCACAGGGACUACAGGGACCAAGGACUACAGGUACCAGGGACUACAGGUACUACGGACACAUCAAGGACUACAGGUACCAGGGACUACAGGGACAUCAAGGACUACAGGUACCAGUGACUACGGGCACAUCAAGGACUACAGGUACCAGGGACUACAGGGCCUACGGACACAUCAAAGACUACAGGUACCAGGGACUACAGGGCCUACGGACACAUCAAAGACUACAGGUACCAGGGACUACAGGUACUACAGGGCCUACGGACACAUCAAAGACUACAGGGCCUACGGACACAUCAAAGACUACAGGUACCAGGGACUACAGGUACUACAGGGCCUACGGACACAUCAAAGACUACAGGGACUACGGACACCUCAAAGACUACAGGUACCAGGGACUACGGACACAUCAAAGACUACAGGUACCAGGUACUACGGACACAUCAAAGACUACAGGUACCAGGGACCAGGGCCUACGGACACAUCGAAGACUACAGGGACUACAGGUACCAGGGACUACAGGUACUACAGGUACAUCAAGGAUUACAGGUACCAGGGACUACAGGGACCACAAGGACUACAGGGACAUCAAGGACUACAGGGACCAGAGAGACUACAGGUACCAGGGACUACAGGGACAUCAAGGACCACAGGUACCAGGGACUACAGGUACUACGGACACAUCAAGGACUACAGGUACCAGGGACUACAGGGACUACAGGGACAUCAAGGACUACAGGUACUACGGGCACAUCAAGGACUACAGGUACCAGGGCCUACGGACACAUCAAAGACUACAGGUACCAGGGACUACAGGUACUACAGGGCCUACGGACACAUCAAAGACUACAGGGACUACGGACACAUCAAAGACUACAGGUACGAGGGACUACGGACACAUCAAAGACUACAGGUACCAGGGACUACAGGGACCAGGGCCUACGGACACAUCAAAGACUACAGGUACCAGGGACUACAGGGACCAGGGACUACAGGUACUACAGGUAAAUCAAGGACUACAGGUACCAGGGACUACAGGGACCACAGGGACUACAGGGACCAGAGAGACUACAGGUACCAGGGACUACAGGGACAUCAAGGACCACAGAUACCAGGGACUACAGGGACCAAGGACUACAGGUACCAGGGACUACAGGGACAUCAAGGACUACAGGUACCAGUGACUACGGGCACAUCAAGGACUACAGGUACGAGGGACUACGGACACAUCAAAGACUACAGGUACCAGGGACUACAGGGACCAGGGCCUACGGACACAUCAAAGACUACAGGUACCAGGGACUACAGGGAUCAGGGACUACAGGUACUACAGGUACAUCAAGGACUACAGGUACCAGGGACUACAGGGACCACAGGGACUACAGGGACCAGAGAGACUACAGGUACCAGGGACUACAGGGACAUCAAGGACCACAGGUACCAGGGACUACAGGGACCAAGGACUACAGGUACCAGGGACUACAGGUACUACGGACACAUCAAGGACUACAGGUACCAGGGACUACAGGCACAUCAAGGACUACAGGUACCAGUGACUACAGGUACUACCGGCACAUCAAGGACUACAGGUACCAUGGACCACAGGGACUACAAGGACUACAGGGACUAUGGGCACAUCAAGGACUACAGGGACCAGAGAGACUACAGGGACCCGAGAGCAGAGAGAGACCCCCUCACUCCCUCACCUCCUCUCUCUCCCUGCAGGAGGCUCAGUGAGCAGCGCCCGCACCUCCUCCUGAACCAGUUUCCGUGUGAGCACCUCCUCACGGUGAAGGACUGUCUGAGCUCCGUGAGCCGCAGGCUGCAGCGCCACCUCCUCCCCCUGACCUUCAACCUCCAGACGGAGCUCCCAUGCUUCAUCAGCUGCUACCAGGAGCGAGAGAGGAGAGGUGAAGAUAACCACUGGAUCAUGAAGCCGUGGAACUUGGCCCGAGGUCUGGACACUCACAUCAGCAACAACCUGAACUUCAUCAUCAGGCAGCGAGAGAGUACACCCAAGAGAAUCAGAAACACACCAGACCAGAGGACGGACCAGAGGACGGACCAGAGGACGGACCAGAGGACGGACCAGAGGACGGACCAGAGGACGGACCAGAGGACGGACCAGAGGACGGACCAGAGGACGGACCAGAGGACGGACCAGAGGACGGACCAGAGGACGGACCAGAGGACGGACCAGAGGACGGACCAGAGGACGGACCAGAGGACGGCAUUAGGUCACUUCCUGUCGAAGGAUGAAAUGUGA
Messenger RNA from Knipowitschia caucasica, 3552 nucleotides. NCBI's taxonomy places the organism in Eukaryota, Metazoa, Chordata, Actinopteri, Gobiiformes, Gobiidae. The record is from the annotation of a GenBank genome assembly.